GUUCCUCGUGUCGUGCAGUUCAGGGACUGAUGGAGAAGCACUGAGCGGAGAACAGACCGCUCGGCUUUGCGGUCGUGUGACUAUUGAAACGUGGUCGCGUGCUGCGUUCAAAAGCGCGUUGGGGUUUUAAAUAAAGGGUCAGAAAGUUUUGAACGAAUGAUCCAGGAUGCGUUCGUUAUUUCCCAGACUUCUGGUUUGUUUUCACGGAUACAUGUCAGCCUUUGCACUGGAAACCAGGAGCAUUGGUGCUGAGUUCUACUUUGAAUAUAUACCAGACCCGCUGCAGUGGAGCGCUGCAAGGAAUCUGUGUGAUGAGCACUCUGGCUCCUUAGCCACCGUCUCCAGCCCAGUAGAGAAAGAAGAGCUAAGCAUCUUUUUGAGAUCUUUGAGCGUCUCUCAGCCUGUGUGGAUUGCCACAGUCAUGACACAUACAAGUGCCUCUGAGACUCUGGUUCUCGAGUUCACCGGGCGCUCGAACAGGAAGAAUGCCCGUCUCCUGCACAAGUUCCAUUCCAUGGACUCAGUGACUAUUUGCACCCGUCUCCGUUUUGAUCGCAACAUCUUUGGAUUUGCUACUAUUUUCUCUUAUUCUGUCCAGUCGUAUAUCAAUGAAUUUCAGCUGCGGGCAAAUCUGAUCCCGGGCAAGCCCGUGCAGCUGGCCCUGCUGGUCCAUGGAACUCAUGGGCCCUACCAAGAAACGUUCCACCACGAUGACUCCUGGCACUCGGUGUGCGUUUCUUGGAGCCAAAAUGGUGGACGCUGGGAACUGUUUACAGAUGGCCUUUUAGUUUCUAGAGGCGAUGACUUGAGCAAUUCUGACAGCAUUGGUCCUGAUGGCCUGUUCAUUAUCGGGCAGGAGCAGGACACUUUUGGGGGCUCAUUUAAGAAGGAUGAGUCUUUCUCGGGGAGCGUCGCAGAGCUGCACAUUUGGGAUCGGGUGCUGAACAGCAGUGAAAUUGACAUCAUGGAAAAGAAGUGCUCACCCAUUUCUUCUGGGCUGGUGUUCAAGUGGAGUGAAGCAGCCCUGGAAAUAGAGACCUCCAUUACAAAACUGUGGCGGGACAAGCCAUGUCAAGGGAACUUCACUGUGUUUGAAGCUUUCUUGUGGAAGUCCCUGGUGGACAGUAAUUCUUUGCACAACGGAACCAUUUCCUUGGAGGUGGUCCACAGCUCUCGCUCCAGAGAGGACUGUGGCAUCUUUGACCCUGUCAGCAGGAAGCUGGAUCUGGACAAAUGUGACUCUCUGAGAGGGUCUGUCUGCCAGUUGAAAGGUCUACCACAUGGACUCAAUUUACCAAAGACAACGUUCUUCACUAGACUCAGCGAGGAUCCCCAGGCUAAACUGGUCGUGGAGCAGAUGAACGUUAAUAAAUUCUGGGAAGUCCUGACUAUGCUUCACCCCGAGAUUCUUUUGCGUAUCUCUCCCAGUGAUGUGCUGUACCUCUCCCAGAAGAUUGAAAUGGACCUGAGUCCACUGGGUGGCACUCACUUUGUAAAAGGCGAUGCAACAGAGGUCAUGUUGUCUAUUGCCACCAACUACGUGAAAAUGUCAAGUUUGUUGCUGGAACCCCACGUGGCUGCACAUUGGAUGGGCAGCACUGAAGAUGGGGUCAGUGUGGGGCCAUUUACUGUCAUUAGGAGCAUCGAUCGUCUCUCUGAAGCUCUUGCAGAUGUGCUUUUUGCUGAGCAAAGAGGAUUCACUCUUUCUACCAAGAACAUAGAUGUGUUCCUAAAAUGGCAGAAUCUAUCUGAAGAGAUCUGUAGUCAGGUAUUCAAGACAUCUGACUCUGGUAGUGGUCAGGAUGAGCUACUGAUCCCAGACACUGAGCUUCAGAGAAUAACUACGCUAGGAUAUGACGAAGUGAUGUUUGUUCAUACCCAUUACAGCCAUUUGAAUGAGCUCCUGUCUGUAUCACGAGAGCCACAGACUCAACAGGACAUAACAAAAAGAACCCCUCCACGUCACCUUGCUUCUGGUGUCAUAUCAGCUGCCGUCCGCGUUGCCUCCAAGGCCCAAAGUGUCCCUGUGGCUGUACAGUACACCCUUUCCUCAUCAAACUUGGUGGAGUAUUCACAUCGAGCUUCUCCACUUUGUGCAUUUUGGAAUUUCAGCCUCAUGCAUAACAAUACCAGCGGCUGGUCCAGUGAUGGCUGCAGUGUGAUCUUUGCCAGCUCUCGUGCCACUUCCUGCAGGUGUAAUCACACUACCAACUUUGCAGUACUUAUGAAUUAUCUGGAUCCACAGUGGAGUCCUGAGGAAGAGCUUAUUCUGACCAAGCUGACGUUCAUCGGCUCUGGCGCUUCUCUGUGUGCACUGGUGGUGACCUUGAUGCUGUUCACUGUGCUGGAUAUUCCCAAAUCUGACAGGACGUCCAUUCAUAAGAACCUGUUCAUUUCUUUGAUAUGUGCCCAGGUCAUUCUGCUUUGCAGUGGCUCAGCUAUUCACAACAAGGUGGCGUGUACACUUGUGGCAGCGCUGCUUCAUCUCUUCUUCAUGGCGGCAUUUAGCUGGAUGCUGGUGGAGGGUCUUCUGCUGUGGAGCAAAGUGGUUGCUGUAAACCUGAGCGAGGAGCGACACAUGAAGUAUUACUAUCUCAUCGGAUGGGGUCUGCCAGUGCUGAUAGUCACUAUCACCCUGGCAUCGGCCUCAGGCAAAUACUCAGCCGACGGCUAUUGUUGGCUCAGUGUGCAGAACGGUGUUAUCUGGGGCUUCGCUGGGCCCGUCAUCUUCAUCAUCAUGGUUAAUAUCCUGGUAAUGACCAGGGUAUUGAUGAUCACAAUCUCCACAGCCAAGAGAAGGUCCAUCAUGUUGGCCAUGGGUGCCAGUCCCGUAGAGCAAGCCUAUGAACAAAUAAGGGCUGCAGUGAAAGCAGUGCUGGUGUUGCUGCCCAUCCUUGGAUUGACAUGGCUGUUUGGCGUCCUGGUGCCUUUCUCCAUUGUCAUGGCCUACAUCUUCAUCCUGCUCAACUCUCUGCAGGUCAACAUUAGUGUUGUCAUUUGUGGCUUAUCAGCACUGGUUUUAUGCAUCUGCCGUUGGAAUUCACUGAGGAAGAAAUGCUUUUAAUAAACAUUCUGUAAAGUUUAUGAUUAGUAGAAUAUCUGUGGCCUGCAGUAUCAGUAUUGGCAGAACUUGAGCAAAACAAGACAAAGUUAAUAUAAAUGAUUACUUGUACAGUAACUAAUGUAUUAUAAGUGUAUUUGUGCCUGUGCUAUUUUACAAAAAAAUGUCAAUACAUUUCUUAAACAAGUAAAAUAACACAAACUAUUUAUUUAUGUUUUGUUGCGCUGUUGGUGUCGCUGUGCAUUGAUGGGGUUUCUGGAGAAGCUGCAGGUGGCCUGUGCUAAUAACCAGCUGCUCUGGCAUCAUAGAUGCACACAGUGUGUCUUUAAAAAGCCAGAACAUUUUAGGAGUCGACAGGAGUCCAACCAGGCUCCAAGCUGCUCUAGUGACACACUCAGUGUAAUGACCCCACGACGUCUUGUAGAUAAACGCUAAAAGAUCUGGAGCAGGAAAUAAAUCUGGAAUAUGGUAAUUAUCUAUUUUAAAGCAUGACUUUAGGAAAGCGGGUGUCUGAUUAGUGAUUGUUAUCACUGUGGCACUACGGAGUGGUUUUCUAUGUUGUUAACACACUAAAUGGAAAAAACAUUUUCUUAUUAAACACCAGAAUUGCUGGGUACGCGGUAGCCGCAUCUUCCCACAGGAUAAUUUAGGAACGUGAAUGCCAUAUGGUGCUUAUGUGAACAUUUUCACUACUCAGAAUAAAGCACAGUAACGUUCUAGAGCAUGUGAACAUUACAAACUGCUGUCGUGUGAUAUCUAAUAAGCUUUUUAAACACAGUCCAUCCCUCUAACUGGACUUCUUUAAUUGCAUUCCAGCCCCUGUGUUGUUUUACUGCAUCAGUUUGUCUGAACUUAUCCUUAGGCUUGUUGGAACAUUUUGGAUCCAUUUUUUCUCUCAUUUAAUGAUCCUCUUAAUACGUUAAUUAGACCUUGCAUUAGACUAGAUCACUGUUGUUCUAUAGAACACAGUCUCGCCUUGUUCAAUGCCAUCGAUCCCUCUGGGAGGGGGAGAGCAGAUGAACAUAGUUCUUCCAUCGUGGCAACUCAUAAAGAUGAUGAAAUGUCUUAACAGCAUUGCAUGCAAAAACCUGAGCCGCCCGACAGCAGAUAAAAAAAGGAAAAAACCCUCAAGUUUUUUAGGAAAUCGUUUUUUAUUUGCAGCUGUUGUAUUUUCAAUGGGGCCAGCCAAAGCAACAUAAAGCUUAAGCGGCAAGCCUUUACUGUUAAAUCAAUAAAACAGAUAAUGUUGACAAGCCUUUUUCAUUGCCCCCCGCUCCUCCGCUGCCUCCCGCAUCCCAGCAACACUGUGUGAAGUGUUGCUUCUUUCAAUAGAGACCUGAGCAGGCCAAACGAACAAGCACAUGACGUAUUUCUCUCUGUUACUCUUCACGGCUGAAUCGGAUGCUCACCCUCAUGUUUCACUGAGUGUUGUAACCUUAUAAACAAAACUAAUUUUUCUCAACAACAUCCAGACAUUUCUUCAAUAAGUAUACACUUUGGCAAAGUUGCAUCAGACAGUGCAGCUGAAAUGCAAACAGUCUGAAGUGGAUAUUCUAACUCUGAACUCUUAGGCAGUAGUUUUUAUGCACAUCUUCACCAUAAAUACCGGCAUGCCUCAUCUGCUUCCUUAUCAAGCUAGAGAUAAAUAGCAUGGGCUGCUGUACUGUAUGUGUGUGUGUGAGAGAGAGAGACAGAGCAAGAGAUGUGAGAAGAGGGUUUGGGCAGCCCAUAAAUCGCUCCACCCUCAGUCAUCCAAUUUCUGGGCAAUGUCAUUCAAACCCCACACUAUCCAUUACCUGGGUAUAAUAGACUCCUUGCCAUGCAGUGUCCAUCUUAUUAUUAGCACAUAACUUUAAACUAUCAAUAACUUUGUGCUGCAGAGGGAGGCAGUAGGCGGAAGAGAAUGGAGGAGAGGGAGAAAACGAAGUAAAGACAUGAAGGAAGUUAGGGAGUGGGAAAGAAAAUGUUAGGUUAAGGAUUGUCCUCUGCAAGUUGUGCGUAUGAGUCAGCUGUCAACAAAGUAAGCUUUAAUUCAUGUUAUGCCAUUUUAUUGCCUGUGGAGGGCAACCCUGUGUUAGUACAUUGUGGAAUUACAAAGAAAUCAAUGGGAGGAUUGAUCUGAGCCAUUCCAUUCAUAUUGCAUUAAAGUCUAUUAUACAGCAGGAAGUGAUGACAAUAGUGUUUUAGCUUUUCUUACAAAAUCAGUCAGUGUCAGUCAGUAAUGAGUUUUUGCAACCAGUUGAGUUGUAAAAUAAAAAGCUAAAAUUUUCAUUCCACUCAAGGUGAAAUCUGAAUUGUAGGAGAACCAUUGUCUAUUAAGUUUUAAUUUAGCAGUUCAUAAUUGUAAAAGUAAAGGGAACGUGGUUCUGAUCUGACUCCGCUUUUUGAUGUUCAAGCUUGAAGUGGGAAUGGAUUUUAAUCACAAUAAUGCAGAGAAGUGGUGUUUUACACCUUAGGCAUGUUUUAACACCUCUAAAAGCAACCGUGAUUCCCUUGGCUUCUGUAACACACACACACACACACACACACACACACACACACACACACACACACACACACACACACACACACACACACACACACACACACACACACACACACACACACACACAGCUAGCAGAGCAUGACAUCUGAGUGUUUCCAAGAUAUGAUCAAUAGCGUGUUUUUGCGCUUAUUGAUUUUUGCCAUAUGGGAGAUUUGUUGUGAGUAAGCAAUGUUUUCAUAGCAUUUGAAGUUAUUGUUUAAAAUACUUAAUCUAGAAUCAAAACUUGCCAGUUUAGCUUAAUGCGUGUGGCAUCGUCCCACUACUUAUAGUUAAUCAGCUUUCCACCAAAUGAUAUAAAUCUAGCUUUACCACCAUAUAUAUACCAGGAACUGGAAAAUAAAUAAAAAAAUUAAAUUAGUCUUGUUUUGGAAAAAAAAAAACAAAACUAAAAAACUAUCAC
Betta splendens (Siamese fighting fish) is the source of this 6006-nucleotide messenger RNA. RefSeq names its product adhesion G-protein coupled receptor D2. Gene Ontology annotation, biological process: adenylate cyclase-activating G protein-coupled receptor signaling pathway; cell surface receptor signaling pathway. The coding region runs from base 167 to 3064 and encodes 965 amino acids. The transcript is spliced from 21 exons. Gene Ontology annotation, molecular function: G protein-coupled receptor activity. Lineage: Eukaryota; Metazoa; Chordata; Actinopteri; Anabantiformes; Osphronemidae. The record is from RefSeq and is a predicted model, not a curated record. Gene Ontology annotation, cellular component: membrane.